Hydra vulgaris (swiftwater hydra) is the source of this 2074-nucleotide messenger RNA. RefSeq lists its product as uncharacterized. The record is from RefSeq and is a predicted model, not a curated record. NCBI's taxonomy places the organism in Eukaryota, Metazoa, Cnidaria, Hydrozoa, Anthoathecata, Hydridae.
AAACGUAUAUAUUUUUAUUCCACUACCUAACUACUUUAAAGAUAAAUAAUAGCGAGUUUUAGAAAAAAAAAGAGAUUGAGGAAUGAAACUUAGCAUUGACAUUAAUGGCUGGAGCACAAGCGCCAUAUGUAAUUUGCUAUUUAUGUGGAAGGAAAUAUGGAACUAAAUCCAUUUCAAUACACGAACCAAAUUGUUUGAAAAAUUGGUUUGUAGAAAAUAAAAAACUUCCAAAGCAUCUUAGACGAACCCAGCCACCAGCAAAACCUGAUUAUAACCAGUUAUCAGCCGGAGAAAAUGGUAAUCAAAGUAUAUUAGAUCAAAUUAAUGAAAUUUCAUACAAGUGUGCUCAGGCCCAGUUGAUACCCUGUGAUAACUGUGGAAGAACAUUUUUGCCUGAAAGACUUAAUGUGCAUCAAAAAUCAUGCACAUCUGAUAAUCCUGCAGCACCUCCUAAACUGGGAACAAAAAUUAAUGGAGUGCGAAUAUCAAAAAAUGCAGGCACUGCCAAUAUAAUUAAAUCUUUUGAAGAAGAUGAAAAUAUUAAGACUCAAGUUAGACCACCAACAGGUUAUUUGAAUAGAUUGAAUAUGAGGCAAAAAGAGAAAACAAUACUUCUAAGCAAUGAAAAAAGAAAUAGUGAUAAUGUUACUUGCAGUUUUUGUGAUUCAGAAGUUCCUGUAUCAAAAAUUGAAGCUCAUCUUGUACGUUGCAAUCAAGAAGAAAAGGUUCUUUGUGGUUUAUGUCAACGAGAAGUCCCAUCUUCACAAAUAAAAAAACAUUUAUUUAAAUGCAACCAAACUGCAAUAAAUAAGUUGACAAUAAAAAAAGAUUCAUUACUGCAAACAAAACAUUUAUCUAAUUCUUAUGACUUGAAUGAUAGUAUAAGUCAGCAAAAAUUAUUAAAAAAAGAAAAAAGUCCUAACAAUACACAAAUUUCCUUACCAAAUAAUUUUAAUAAUUUUAAUGUUACAAAAAGUUCAUUGGUUGAUCAAACUGUUCAUGAAAAAUUAGACUCUAACAAAAUCCUGUUGAAUUUGUCUAAUACAAAUAAAGAGCAGUUUCAAGUUAAUACAAAUUACAAUACAUAUGAUAAAAGUGAUAGUGAUGAUAACAACAAUAACAAUGAUAUGGUUGAAUGCUAUAUAUGUAAACGUUUUUUUACAAUGGAUCGGAUAGAUCGGCAUAAAAGUGUCUGUUUCAAAAUGAAACAAAAAAAAAGAAAAGUAUUUGAUUCAUCAAAACAAAGAUCACAAGGUUCUGAUGCUAAACCAAUACAUCAAAGAAUUGAUCCAGAUGCUAAAAGUUUAGAAUCAAAAUCUGAUUGGAGACAAAAGCAUAAUGAUUUUAUAAAUACUAUAAGAGCUGCAAGAAAACUUAAAGUCUAUAUGGAUAAUGGUGGCAAGGCAUCUGAUCUCCCACCGCCACCACCUUCACUGAAUUUAGAUUAUAUAGAAUGUCAACAUUGCAGUAGAAGAUUUAAUCCUACAGUGGCUGAACGACACAUACCAAAGUGUGCUUCAAUAUUUAAUAGGCCACGACCCCCAAAACAGCGGGCUCUUGAUUUAAUUAAAAAAAAAAAUGAUAAUGCUGAUUAUAUGGAACCUAUGGAGUUUAUGAAAUCCAUAGAAAGAACCAAGUAUUAUGGAAAAAAUUCAUUAAAGAGCAAUGAAAAAAAAACAAUAGCUCCUGUCACAAUUUCACAUAGCACUAAAAAAUCACCAAGAUAUAGCAAUUAUCUUUCUUCACAAGAGGCAGUUAAAUCAUUAGGAAAUGCAGUGCAGCGACCAAGCACAUCAUUAACUCAUAAAAAUAGUUAUAACGAUUCAUACAAGCCAAAGUUUUUUACCGGAAUAGACAGUAUUCGUAGCAACAAAGUAAAUAGUAGCUAUAGUUAUAAUGCUAUGAAUAGAACAAACACCAUGAAUUUUUUUGGCUAAUGUUUUUAAGUAACACAAUAUAUAUUAUCAUCAAAACCCCUUUUUCCUACAAGUUGGGGUAAGUAAAGAAAAAAAUUAUGAUCUUUCCAAGAUUUGUGGAGCUUCAAUUAUAUGAUAUAAAUAUUUUCUUAUUUGAU